GCGCAUGCGUGUCGGGCCGCAGCCGCGGCGGCCAUGGCGUUCACGCUGUACGCCUUGCUCCAGGCCGCGCUGCUCUUCGUCAACGCCAUCGCGGUGCUGCAUGAGGAGCGCUUCCUCCGAAGGAUUGGCUGGGGAACGGACCAGGGACUUGGAGGAUUUGGAGAAGAGCCAGGAAUUAAAGGACAGUUAAUGAACCUUAUCCGAUCUGUACGGACAGUUAUGAGAGUGCCAUUAAUUGGAGUGAACACGGUUACAAUCGUGUUGCUCUUGUUGUUUGGUUGAAGAUGUCCUCUGGAAAUAACCUGUGUAGUAGACUGCAGACCAAUUUGCUCAAUGGGAUCCAAUCUGGCUUGACUACUGGAGCCACACAUGAGUCUCAAUAAAGACAGUGUUUCUAUUUAUUGUAUUCCUUAAGAAUCACUCCUAUAUCAUUAUACCGGAGAAUUACCCAAUACAAAACACUGUAGGUAUGCAGAACUUGAAACAUUUUCUUAAUAACAGCAGGUGUUUACAUUAUGCAUCAUCACAUGUUGUACCAAUUACUUAAUGGUGCUGUUCUUUAAAUUUCGUGUUGCUGUGGGCUAAGUUCCUAAAAUAAACUGUUUUUAAGUUGAAUUUUGUUUCAGUAAUAAUGACCCCAUUGAUAAAUAGCUAAAUGAUGUAAACUGUGAGGACCAAUGGAUCAGAUAUGGUAUGUUGGCUUUACAUUGAAUAUAAAAGAAUAAUUUUGGAUGUUGUCACAUAUGAAAAGUGUUGAAUGCUUUGGUAGUGUAGAGAGUAGAAUACAAUUGAUCCAUUUAGAUAUUGAUGGUAGCUAACCGGUUUGAUAACUGAGUAUACAUUGUGACUGUUAUGUAGCAAAAGUUGAAAGGAUUAGAGGAAACAGUGUAAAUGUCACUGCAGAAACUAAGAAAAUAGAAUUUUUGGUCUCUUUUACAGUUUGUUUUCUUUUAAAGUAUUUAUGUUUAAAAUAUGUGAAAGUAGCCGUUUGUAUGAAAUGUACUAUGCAUACUUUGCGCAGUCUGUUCUGGAGAUGCAUUUUUAUAUAUUGGGGGGAAACUGCAAUAUUAUGAAAAUGGCUGCAAUUCAUUCUUUUUCAUGAAAAGCAGAAAAUGUACAAAGUAAUUGUCUUCUGCGGAUUAAAUGAAUAUGCUGAUAGCAGAAAAUAAAA
Messenger RNA from Varanus komodoensis (Komodo dragon), 1171 nucleotides. RefSeq names its product immediate early response 3 interacting protein 1 (gene IER3IP1). Gene Ontology annotation, cellular component: Golgi membrane; endoplasmic reticulum membrane; COPII-coated ER to Golgi transport vesicle. The record is from RefSeq and is a predicted model, not a curated record. Bases 34 to 282 code for a protein of 82 amino acids. The transcript is spliced from 3 exons. Gene Ontology annotation, biological process: endoplasmic reticulum to Golgi vesicle-mediated transport. Lineage: Eukaryota; Metazoa; Chordata; Lepidosauria; Squamata; Varanidae.